This is a messenger RNA of Sabethes cyaneus, 1594 nucleotides long. RefSeq names its product protoporphyrinogen oxidase (gene Ppox). Gene Ontology annotation, cellular component: mitochondrial inner membrane. The record is from RefSeq and is a predicted model, not a curated record. The transcript has 2 exons. Bases 164 to 1594 code for a protein of 476 amino acids. Gene Ontology annotation, molecular function: protoporphyrinogen oxidase activity, oxygen as acceptor. Gene Ontology annotation, biological process: heme biosynthetic process. NCBI's taxonomy places the organism in Eukaryota, Metazoa, Arthropoda, Insecta, Diptera, Culicidae.
CUCCUAGAUUCUGAUUAAACAUUGAGAAAAGUCACAAUCACAAACGUCGUCGGUAAAUUGGAAGCAUUUCGACAAAAAAUUCAAAUUUAAAUUUAAGCGCUGUGCCUCUUUUCGAUUGACGAUAUCUUAUGGUGUGACUUAUGGUAGAAAUUUUAGUCCAGUAAUGACUGCAAUCAUAGGGGCAGGCAUCAGUGGCUUAUCAGCCGGUUAUUACGCGUUGAAAAAAGGUCUUUUAUCACCUGUCGUGAUUUACGAAACCACUAAUCGCAUUGGCGGCUGGAUACGUACCGAGCGGUUUGACGCUGAUGGCUACGUGUUUGAAUUCGGUCCCCGAACAAUUCGACCUAAAGGUACUGCAACCGGCAAUACACUAGAACUAAUUGAUGAAUUGGGUCUUGCCGAGCACAUGUACCCAAUUUAUUCUAACCACGCGGCGGCUAGAAAUCGCAUGAUAUAUGCUAAAGGGAAGCUGAACAUGCUACCGUCCGAUUUAUCUGGAAUACUGCGAACGGUUGACCCAUUUACAAAGCCGCUAUUUUUGGCAGGCUUCAAAGAUUUGUUUAGUGGACGUCCCAAAAAGUUUCUGGAUGAUGAUUCGAUGUACAACUUCGUUGAAAGACGUUUCGGGCAGGAGAUUGCAGAUUAUGCAGUAAGUGCGAUGAUUUGCGGUAUCUGCGCGGGAGAUGCGAAGCAAAUCAGUGUUAAUUUUCUUAUGAAGAGUUUGUUUGAAAUGGAACAAAAACAUGGAGGUGUUAUUAAAGGUUUAUUGUUGGAGGCAAUUGGUAAACGAAAUCAAGAAAAAUCUCCACAAACACCUGCUACAGGAUUGGUCAAAAAAGCCAAAUCAGAAAAUUGGAGCAUUUAUUCUAUUUGUGGAGGUUUACAAACUUUGCCAGAUAUAAUCGGAGAAGUUUUGAAAGAAAAUCAAGUCAAUAUUUGUACGGGUGCCAAAUGCGAAGAGAUAAUAUUUGACAACAAUAAAGCGACGCUGACGGUGAAUGGGCAGUCACAUACGGUGGAUCAAUUGAUCAGCAGCAUACCAAGUUACGAACUCGCUAAGCUAGUGUCUAAACAACAUCCAACACUAUCAAAUCUACUUGCUGCAGUACCUUAUGUUGAUGUAGCUGUGGUUAAUAUUCGGUACAAAAUCCCGAACUUACAAAAGCACAAUGCAUUUGGUUUCUUGGUUCCACCGAAAGAAAAUUUACCAAUUCUUGGAGUAAUUUUUGAUAGUUGCUGUUUCAACAUGGAAAAUAACACUGUUCUGACGGUGAUGAUGGGAGGGGCAUGGUUUUGCAAAUGGUUUGGUUCUGAUCCUAGCGAAGAAAAACUUCUGACUACAGCUUUGAAAUAUGUAGAGAACAUUCUGGACAUUCAUGAGCAACCUGACUCAUGCAAAGUGAACCACUUGAGAAAGUGCAUUCCACAAUACAUUAUAGGACAUCAAAAAAGAAUCGAAGCGAUCAAACAUUACAUUCAAGCACACAAACUGCCUUUGGGUAUAUGUGGGGCUUCUUACGACGGCGUCGGAGUCAAUGAUGUGAUACUUUCUGCUAGGGUGUGCGUUGAUGAUUUAUCGAAACGUUGUAAAUAA